This is a messenger RNA of Schistosoma guineensis, 2604 nucleotides long. The record is from the annotation of a GenBank genome assembly. Lineage: Eukaryota; Metazoa; Platyhelminthes; Trematoda; Strigeidida; Schistosomatidae.
GUUUGUUUUAGUUGAUCUUAAAUGUGGUGAAAGGUUCGAAUCUUCCAAAAUGGGUUCUGAGGAUAAUGUCAAGAACUUUGAGAAGAUUGCAGUAGACCCACUGGAACCUCUUGUUCUUCGUCCACCUGUUGGGUCGGAAGUUUAUGGAUCACCUCCAUCAAGACGUACUAGUCGUAGCCGUCCUUUCAUAUUGGGUUCAUUAUUCGUCUUGUUCACAUUGUUAAUGAUUGCUAGUGUAUUUCUGCUGCUAUACAUCCUUGGUUAUAGACCGUUAACUUCACUUAAUCAUAAAGCAAAUGCACACAGAUCAAUUUGUCGCAUUCGUAUUCCAUUUUUAAAAAUAGAUCCUGUAGAAUCUAUUACGACAGAUGAUAAUUUCCUCAAUGUUACACUAUCUGAAGUACCUUACUACAAUGUGAUUCGUAUUUUGCAUCUGUUCUCUGAGGGCUUGACAGUGAUUAGAACAAAUAAGCAUUGCUACAUUAGACCGUUGAGAGCUGAAUUAAGAGGAUCUGGAAUUGAAGAUUAUCUGCGUCGACUAAAUGAUGGAAAUGACUUAAAGGAUUCGGUGGAGGGUUAUCCUGUUACAGAGCCUUGGUAUAUAGAUAGAGAUCCAUAUAAUACUAUUCAUAAUUCAUUGAUUAUGUCAUGGUGUGCUGGUGUACCAGCCUUUCGUCUAGUCUCAACAAGACCUCCAAUAAGUGAAUAUAAAGGAGAUAUAAUGCCUGCUAUGCCAGAUGAAUCAAUGAAACCGGGCAAUCCAGAUCCAUUCGUAGGUGAUUAUGAUAACAGUGAUCAGGCAGAUAUUCUGCGUAUCCUUCUACCUGGUUAGUCUUUGAAUAUAAAAUCUUCAUUAUUUUUUCCUGAAUUAGUAUUUCUUGAUUCUUAUGUUGAUCCUUCAUUUCUGUAAACUAGAUUAAAUUGACAAACGUCCACUUUCAUCUCUCCUUUUUUCGUAAACAUCACCACAUAAAAGCAGUGGGUAGAACUUGUCUAGAAGAGGCUAUAAACCCUCAGCCAUACGAUAACUUUGGGAGAGAGAGAGAAAAUUGGAUUUAUAUCGAAUAUCGUACCAGGGUACUUGGGGACAAGAACCAGAUAAAGAAUCUAUAAAUGCAGUGGUUGUUUUAUUCAACUUUUGUAACUCAUUUCCAUGCACAGAUUUUUGUACUUUGUCUCUAAGACACUUUUACUACGACACUCAGUAAUACCACCCAUCUAAAACUUGAUGUAUCAACAGUUGAAACCCUAAGUAUCUUAAUCACUUAGUUACUGUGCCAACCUGAAAAGAACAAUAAUAAUAACAACAACUUACCAAUACUCCACAGUAGAAACAAAUAACAAUUCUAUCUAUCUAUUUUCCGAUUGUCUAAUUGAUGUUAGGCAUUGUCAAAUCAUUUUGUACAAUUAAUUUAUAAAAUAGUGUACAAACAUUAGAGAUUAUUAAAAUCCAACAUGAUGUAUGAUAAAUAUUGAUAUUUUAUGUUUAUACCCUAUUUCUAUUUAGUUACUAUGCAUUGUAACGUGUCGACUGCCGAUUAGAUGUGCAGCAUAUUUAUCGACCGGAUCAAUGACACGUAAAACACGCACGAACGACCUAGAGUCCCGAUUGGCCCUGUUUCGCUGUCUAGCCCAGCCAGUUGAGUCCAGAACACAAGUCACAGCCUCUGAGACAUGAAUCGUUUAUAUACCAACCAAACAGACCAUAUCGUACCAUAAAAAUAGAAAACAACAUUUAUGCAAUAUUUAACAAAUGAAAUAAAUAUUGACCAAUAGGGAAUGUCCAUUUAAAGUCCAAGGGGGCACUAUUAGACUUAACAUGAUAAUGAUUGGUGUAUUUUUCCGAGUAUCCCAACACUAUAUCGUGAAAAUAUUCGUCGAGUACGUAGUGUGGACUUGACCCCAGAGAUGCCAGAUAAAUCAAGAAAAUUAACGAAAUCAGACAGUUCCAAAUGUGAAAUUGUAGAUGUUCUUCUAGAAGAUGCCACAAUCACAUCAACACGUGAUAAUCAUCCUGUGUCAGUGCUACGUGAUGUAAUCAUGUCUUGUUCUUAAAUUCUAAUCAAGACAAAGAAGUCAUGCUCUAAGUUUUGGAAAUCAAUCUGCUUAUUACAUUUUUUUUGUUCUCUCUUCGUAUAGCAUGAAUUGCUUAUCUUUUUGAUUUGGAAACUUACUCAUUUGAUGACAUUGACAUGAACACAGUUGAUUUUGAUUACUGAACUACUGUAAUCAAUCAUGAAUUGCAUUUCUACUGGCGAUAAUAAUAACAAUAAUAAUGAUUGAUUUCUUGAAUACAUUAUUGGAUUGAUCAUUUAUUGUUUGUCGUUUAUAUUCGUAUAAUAAUAAUCAUAUAUUCAUCAGUAACAUUAUUAUUGUUGUUUUUUCAAUUAUACUACUUAUAAUGUUAUAAUAGUAGACAUACAUACCUACGUAUGAACAUUUGCAUUUCUAAUCAUUAUUAUCAUUUCUUUAAUGGUAUUUUUUAAUAAUCAUUCAUAUAUACACCUAAUCAUGGUAGUAAACAACGACGAUGAUGAUGAUGAUUAUAUGUUUUAUUAAUAAAGCACAAUAAGAAUUCAAUUCAUAAUUGUGUAAUAAUUAACA